UUAUCCGUACACAAAAGAGCGCACUGUGUUUUGGAACACGAAGAUGCUGUUAGUGGAGGUCAAUAGUACGGAUCAAGUGAAGUGAAAUUGUAUGGUGCUUAACUUCAAUAGAACUGAUGUAAGACAGAUUCGAAGCCCAACCUCCUUUACUUAAAUCCAAGAAGUAAGCUGCCUGUCUCCAUUGCAUACCUCGUGGCAUUGAGGAGCGCACCUACAGUGACUGGAUUACCUGUGAACAAACAAGAGGAGAUCAAUAAAAGAACAUUUGGCUACUUUUCAGCGGGAUUAACUGAUAUGCAGCAAGCAACUCUGGUCUGGAGAUAGAGCUUUUCAAUUUACAGGCGUGAAAACGAAAUCAUGGCUUUCUUGUGAGAGGUACUUUGAUACUCUAAGACCAAUAUUGCGCGAGUACAGUGAAAUUCAGCCACCCACUGCAGAAUGUCAAAAUCAUCAGAUCAGUUUGACGGCCCUGACUGCGUCUGUUCUUUUGGGAUGAAGUUAACAUGGGAUAUCAACGACCCCAAAUUACCACAGGACACGAAACAGUACGACGCUUUCCAGGAAUGGACGGACGGCUAUGUUCGCUACAUCUACAGCGCCGAGGACAAGAACGCGCAACGACACUUGAGCGGCUGGGCUAUGAGGAACACCAACAAUCACAACUGUCAGAUUCUCAAGAAGUCUUGCCUCGGCGUUGUUGUCUGUGCCAGAAACUGCACACUUACAGACGGAAGCAAACUCCAACUCCGACCGGCAAUUUGUGACAAGGCACGCCAAAAACAACAGAAAAAACUCUGUCCCAGCUGUAAUUCAGCCCUGGAGCUCGUGCCUUGUCGAGGACACAGUGGAUACCCUGUGACUAAUUUUUGGAGAGUCGAUGGAAAAGCCAUAUUUUUCCAGGCAAAAGGAGUCCAUGACCACCCAAGGCCAGAGAGCAAAUCGGAGACUGAGGCCAGGAGAAGUGCUGUGAAGAGGAGAAUGUCCUCUCCACAUUUCUCUCAAAAGAGGAGGCUGCUGGACUCAGAGACAGGAAGAUACCACGACACGGGGGGACCGUUCCCCGGACUGCACCACUUGUCCUGCAUGGAUGGCUCUGACAGGUUUAGCAUCAUUGCCGAGUCCAACAUCCCCAUCCAGCACUACCCCACCUUCCAGAACGCGGAGCCCUACAAGUUUGCCUAUGACACUCCUAGCCCUGUGGGCGAGGCUGCCUCCCCGCUGCAGAAGCCCACCAACCACCGUCUGUAUGUGCCACGCCCGCCCUGCGGCUACGACUUUGCGGUGCCAGGGUACCUGGGCUCGGGCUCUUACGCCGCUCUCUACAAGGACACCCUCAGCCCUCAGCCUGACAGCGACGCGGCCAAGGUCUGCGUGGGUCUGAAUGGGCCGCAGCACAGCGUCAGCCCCCUGAACGUGCACGACCGCGGCUACGACACCUCGGGCAAACACCACAGCUGGAAGCAGAUACACGGCAAAGGGGCCUACGGGGAGCGGGUUGAUUACGGACAAAUCCCCGCCAACUCCAACCACCAUUACUACAACGGCGAGUACCCCUGCCGGUACACCGGCCCCGCCCCCGCCACGCCCGCUGCUUUACAGACCAUCAUAACCACCACCACCAAAGUGUCCUACCAGCCCUGCAAGCCCUCUGUGGUUAAAUACAGUGACAACCUCUAUGAUGUCAAAAGCCUUCCCAGCUGCAACUCUCUGCUGGAAGGGGGAUCGCCCCCCUCCUAUCCCGAAAUAAAAGUUCCGGAAGAUUCAGGGGUUAUCAAAUCGGCUUUAACAUAUCAGCAAGAGGUGCUGCCAGCCAAAGCCGAAAGAGCAGAGAACCUCGACACCUACCGGUAUGGCAGCUACUCCUCCAAUAAUUACCCAGAGCGGAUAUCUCACCCGUUUAGAUUUGAGAAUGGAGAGUUCUGACCACUUACUGCCUCAAAUGGAAAGACAUCAACAAAAGACUUGAUCAAAGCUUAAUUGUCAUUAGUUCAUGUCAACAGUCAGACUGUUUUUUCAUGUUAAUAUUUUCAGAUUAGAAAACGUGUUGGACCAGCUUUAGCCAUCUUUUAAUCUUUUUGUAAAUAGUUUUUAUUUAUACAUGAAAGCUGGUAAAUGUUUGGAAAAUAAGUGAUAUUUUACACCCUACAUUCAUAUUUUAUUGAAAUAUGUGCAUGUGAGUCCUUUCAUAUUCUAAAGUUCAUGUUAGAUUUACAGGCACAGAAAUUAAAUAGGUGACUAGUUCCUGAUAGUCUUAUUAAAUCAAUAUUUAUGCAUUUCAUCCUUGUAAUUAUUGUAACUUUCAGUGUGUUAGUCUUUUAAAGGCUCCUGUGUGGUAUAUAAACAUCAAAACACUGAAAUGAUGUAAAGAAAAAGUGUUAGUGUUGGAAGAUAACCGGAAAAUAUCGAUGUCUUUUUGGUUAAAAAAAAGCCUGUUGUUUUGUUUUCUUGGUUUAAAAACCAUAUGUGGCUGUACGAAAAUAUGUCAGUCAAUUUUCAAGCAGUUUAUGUGACAUUAAACAUACUAUACCUAAUCCUCAUUUUGAAAUUGAUGGAUUUUAUGUUCAGCUUUUAUCCUUUCAUGUUCACAUCCAUAUAUAUUUUAAAUGUAAAAUAAAUUUGAUUAAUCAAGGGCAAUAGCAUAUUUGUAGCAGAUUCAUCACAUCAAAGAAAAAGACACUAGCUGGAAAACACCUAAAAGAAAGAUGCGUUUGCGUCAGAGGGGGAAAAGGCUUUGCUCUCAGUCGUGCACACCUUUCCUCUUACUGACUAUUAAGAAUCAGAUUUGUCAUCAGGAAGCUCUUAAUCUUGUGGUUCCGAGCAGUCUUGGCAGGCCUGUCUUUUAUUCAUGUUCUGGGGUGAGAACGGGUGGGCGGCAUUUUCCUCAGAAACAUGCCUGUAAUACCUGCCGCUGACAGUAUCUCUCUGUGCGGCUGGUUCACUGAGAGGUGGCGUCUCUCUUUCUCUUUCUGUACGCACUGCAGGGUUCAACACUCACAGAUACUGGGGACUUUCCUUUGAUGCAUUGACUUGAUAUACAAAUGACACACUAUUAGUCUAACAGCGGAAGUGAUCUCAGCUAUGUUUUAAACAAAUAAAACGUGCGGAGUAACACAUGACAUGACACGACAUUCAUUUAGCAGACGAUCUUAUCUAGAGUAGUGGCGCACAAACUGAGAUAUCUAUUGGGUCAUAGAAAUCAUUUUGAGUUACCACGGAUUUACACAGCAGUCAUUCAUUUCCAAUGGAGGACGUCAUUCAUUUCCAAUGGAGGGAGAGGUGACUCAUGUAAUUCCUGCUGCACGCUGUCAAAAUACUUAUAAUUGCCUUGACCUUGACUCUUGCUUGGCUAGCAAUUUCUCGUUUAGGCCAGCAAUGCACAACCUAUGGUUGGACUGCCAAGCUUAGGUUAUAAUAUUGAUUUGGUCAUGGUAUCAUGUAGCGUAUACCAACAUUGCACUGCAAUUAGGCCUGAAUUAAAAAUGUAUUAGUAUUCAUAAAUGUUAUUUUGUGUUUGUGCAAAUAAAUGCUAAAUAGAAAAAAAUAAACUAAUUAAAAAAAAUUUUGUGUGUUGCAUUUGACAGUGUAUUUCCUGUGAUCACACAAAUGCCUGCUUUAAUGUUGCUUGGUUGUUCAUUCCUUCUAUACUCCACGAGAUACAGUAGCUGUUCUACGUAUUUAACUUGUUUAUUGCUUAACAAUAUAUAUAAGAUCGUUAACAACUUUUCUGUAGCUAAUCAU
This is a messenger RNA of Anguilla rostrata (American eel), 3738 nucleotides long. It is a transcript of the gene gcm2, whose product is annotated as glial cells missing transcription factor 2. Gene Ontology annotation, biological process: regulation of transcription by RNA polymerase II; gliogenesis. Gene Ontology annotation, cellular component: nucleus. The record is from RefSeq and is a predicted model, not a curated record. NCBI's taxonomy places the organism in Eukaryota, Metazoa, Chordata, Actinopteri, Anguilliformes, Anguillidae. The coding region runs from base 439 to 1923 and encodes 494 amino acids. The transcript has 5 exons. Gene Ontology annotation, molecular function: DNA-binding transcription activator activity, RNA polymerase II-specific; RNA polymerase II cis-regulatory region sequence-specific DNA binding.